Molecule: messenger RNA, 901 nt
Organism: Schistocerca serialis cubense
Lineage: Eukaryota; Metazoa; Arthropoda; Insecta; Orthoptera; Acrididae
Product: serine/arginine-rich splicing factor 7-like
Exons: 6
Coding region: 109-750 (213 amino acids)
Biological process (GO): mRNA splicing, via spliceosome
Cellular component (GO): nuclear speck
Molecular function (GO): RNA binding; zinc ion binding
Source: RefSeq, a predicted model, not a curated record
CGUAUUUCCCAUGAGCUCCUGCGACUGUGCGUCCGUUUGAUUCGAUCGCCAUUUUGGGAUUACGUUUGUAUUGAAUGCGACAGUUGCAAAAUUUUGUAGGGCACCAAAAUGUCUCGAUAUCGAGAUUCGGGGUCAUCUGAUGCUAAGUUAUAUGUUGGAGACUUAGGAUCGUCGGCGUCCAAACAGGAACUUGAAGAAGCGUUUUCGUAUUACGGCCCUUUGCGCAAUGUGUGGGUCGCUCGUAAUCCACCCGGCUUUGCGUUUGUGGAAUUUGAGGACGUGAGAGACGCAGAAGAUGCAAUUCGGGGAUUGGAUGGAAGAACUAUAUGUGGCAGAAGAGUUCGUGUAGAAAUGUCAAAUGGCAUAGGUGGCAAAGGUGGCCGAUUCAGAGGUUCAGUACCACGACGAGGUCGGCCAUUUCACCCAGAAGACAGGUGCUACGAAUGUGGGGAGCGAGGCCACUAUGCCCGUGAUUGCUACAGAUACCGUUCUCGAAGCAGUGGACGGCGCAGGUCAUACUCACGUAGUCGUUCACGUUCAAGAUCAAGAUCACGUAGCCGCAGCAGGUCACGAAGCCGUCGUUCAAGAACAAGAUCAAGAUCUCGCAGCCGCUCGAAGACACCUAGGUCACGUUCUCGCACUCGCAGCCCAGCUCGCUCUAGGACACCGCGCUCACGAAGCCGCAGUGGAAGCAGGGCACGAGAUUCUCCUGAUCGCAAUGGGGAUGUUAACACAAAUGAACGGGAUUGAUUGCUUUGCUUUAACACUCAUCUUGGACCUUCUGGUGAUUGCUGGGAGGCAUCUAGACAGCUUGGAACUUCCAGAUUAUAUUUUUAAGUCACUCUUGUAAUGCUUUUAAAAUGUUCCAGCACUUGUUUGACUAAAGAAUGAAUUAGGCUAA